CUUCACUUUCAUGUUCGCAUCUCCCUCACGCACUAUCCCAUCGCUCUCCGCAGCGUCUGGCAAGAUGAGCGCUUCAAGGGAGAUGGCCACCAUGUCUGCGGCACAACUGCCUUCCCGGUUACUGAACUUUUUCGCGAAAUACCCUCCACCACAACUCCGCGCAGUAACAGCGACCUCCGCGGCAGUACAAACGACCUCGAACACUUCAUCAACAGAUCCGAAUGUCGCCGCAGUCACGGAAUCAUUAUCACAGACCUCCAUGACUGACUCCGCAACGGGUGUCACGGAUAAAUCGUCCCACAACCCUUUCCUACCAUUCAAGAACCCACGAACCGGAAUCUGGCACGGCCCAGCCUACAGUCUACGACGGCAAGCAGAACUUUACAAACUGGCCGAUAAAUACCAUGUUUUGCCACUGAUGCCCAUUGCGCCCAAACACCCGGAAGUUAAAGCGCAGAAACGGAUUGAGCGAGGCCUGGCAGUGCAAGGGACAGGUGAAGGCAAGAGGGUGAAGGGUAAGCUGUGGGAGAGACAAUUGAGGAGCAAGCUGGAGGAGAGGAGAAAGGCGAUGGAGGGUAUGAAUGCUAUGAUUGUGCAUUGGAAGGAGAGAGGGCAUGGAAGGGGAUGGAAGAAGUGGCCGAAAUAGAUGGCCGAUGGCUUGAUAUGAUUUGGAAAGCUAUGAGAUAUGCAUUGCACAAAGCAGCGUGAGCAUAUGUUGCCGAAGUUCAAGUUGCCCUACUGGAAGCGCGGGAGGAUGUGGCAUACAUUACGCUCGGCACAAGCCCGCUCUUUCUGGCGAUGAGUGACCAAUGGCCAGAAUGGUCGACAUGAGGGAGCAGAACGCGUGAAGCGCGAGAGGAAAUGCUAUCGGAAGGAAGACGCUGCACGUCAUGUACAAUAACACGGAGCUCAGCUUCAUCACAUACACCUUGUACAUUGAACCCAUGUGUGCUGCCAGCCUACCUGACAGAGCAACCUUUCCACGUGAAGGUACGCAGGCCACUGA
Molecule: messenger RNA, 1006 nt
Organism: Cercospora beticola
Lineage: Eukaryota; Fungi; Ascomycota; Dothideomycetes; Mycosphaerellales; Mycosphaerellaceae
Gene: MRPL25
Product: mitochondrial 54S ribosomal protein mL59
Cellular component (GO): mitochondrial large ribosomal subunit
Molecular function (GO): structural constituent of ribosome
Source: RefSeq, a predicted model, not a curated record